AUGCAGAAACUGCAUAGUAGGAUAAUAUGGCUGUGGUCAGAUGUGCCAUUUGGCACGGUCCGGAAGUGCUCCUAUUUCAUCCGUUGGGUCUUCAAGAAAUCCAGCCCCAACUGCAAGCUCACCGUCUACCUGGGGAAGCGGGACUUUGUGGACCACCUGGACAGAGUGGACCCUGUUGAUGGGGUGGUCCUUGUUGACCCCGAGUACCUCAAGGACCGGAAGGUGUUUGUGACGCUGACGUGUGCCUUCCGCUAUGGGCGCGAGGACCUCGACGUGCUGGGCCUCUCCUUCCGCAAGGACCUCUUCUUGGCUUCGUGGCAGGCCUUCCCACCGGCUGAGGAGGCCCCCGAACCUCUCACCCGCCUGCAGGAGCGGCUGCUGCGGAAACUGGGGGGCAACGCCCACCCCUUCAGCUUCAUUAUCCCACAGAAUCUGCCAUGUUCGGUGACGCUGCAGCCAGGUCCCGAAGACACCGGAAAGGCUUGUGGAGUCGAUUUCGAGAUUCGGGCUUUUUGUGCCAAAAAUGUAGAUGAGAAGAUCCAUAAAAGGAAUUCCGUCCGCCUCGUGAUCCGCAAAGUCCAGUAUGCCCCAGAGAAGCCUGGUCCACAGCCCAUGGCAGAGACCACUCGUCACUUCCUCAUGUCGGAUCGGUCCCUUCACCUGGAAGCGUCGCUGGACAAGGAGCUUUACUACCACGGCGAGCCCAUCAGCGUCAACGUUCACGUCACCAACAAUUCUAGCAAGAGUGUCAAGAAAGUGAAAGUGUCUGUGCGGCAAUACGCGGACAUCUGCCUCUUCAGCACAGCCCAGUACAAGUGCCCUGUGGCCCAAAUCGAAUUAGAUGACCAGGUGGCUGCCAGCUCCACCUUCUGCAAGGUCUACACCCUGACCCCGCUGCUCAGCAACAACCGCGAGAAAAGGGGCCUGGCCCUGGACGGGAAGCUGAAGCACGAAGACACCAACCUGGCGUCCUCCACCAUCGUAAAGGAGGGCGCCAACAAGGAAGUCCUCGGGGUUUCCUACCGAGUCAAAGUGAAGCUGGUGGUGUCCCGGGGCGGGGACGUGUCUGUGGAGCUGCCGUUCGUGCUCAUGCACCCCAAGCCCCCGGAGCAGGCCCCCCCUCUGCAGCCCCCCACGGCUGUCCAGGAAACAGAUGCUCCCAUCGACACAAACCUCAUAGAGUUUGAAACCAACUACGGGCAGGAUGACGACAUUGUUUUCGAGGACUUUGCCCGCCUGCGCUUGAAAGGCCUGAAGGACGACAAGGAAGAUGAUGACCAUUUCUGCUAGGAAACAACAGGCUUCCUCUGUCUGGGACCCAUGGAGGGGGGGGGUGGCGCCCCACCUCUUGUGAAUGUUUUCUUGUCCCCCCCCGUGACAGGAGCCAUUUCCCCCUCCCCCCCACCUCGUGUCUUUUGUGCUGUAUGGAGGGGGAGACUUUUAAUGUGACUUGAUGGGGGGGGGGCAGUUGGGGCUUCAGCUUCUCCCCCCUCCCCUGCUGCUGUUUUUCCAAACGGAUUUUAAUGUUUAAGGACACUCCCCCCCCCCAUGCACUGGAGUCCUUCUUGGGCAUUAUCCUGCGUCCUGCCCUGCUGUGUGCCUCCCCCCCC
This is a messenger RNA of Gekko japonicus, 1610 nucleotides long. It is a transcript of the gene ARRB2, whose product is annotated as arrestin, beta 2. Gene Ontology annotation, molecular function: angiotensin receptor binding. Bases 1 to 1290 code for a protein of 429 amino acids. The transcript is spliced from 15 exons. Gene Ontology annotation, cellular component: cytoplasm. The record is from RefSeq and is a predicted model, not a curated record. Gene Ontology annotation, biological process: G protein-coupled receptor internalization; positive regulation of ERK1 and ERK2 cascade; signal transduction. Lineage: Eukaryota; Metazoa; Chordata; Lepidosauria; Squamata; Gekkonidae.